GCGAAAACUGCAAAAGCAAAAGCAGAAGGUAAACAAGAAUGUGAAAGUUGAUUAACUAACAACCCUUUUCCAUAUGUGCAUUUACUACAGCUUAUUCCCCAUGGAGAUGAACCACUGCGGAUGGAGUAUGACAUGAACAUAAGACACUUGAUAUUGAAGACUUCUAUGCAUCCAUAUGAAUUCUUCGGAAUCGUAUUCUUCCUUAACAGCUCUCCUUAUCUGGAGACUCUUACAUUGGAUAUAGGCCCGGGAAGAAUUUUUUAUUCGAGGGCGAAAACCUUGAUAGGUUCUGGCUUGUGCGCUCCAUCAGAUACACGUGUCGUCAAAAGUCUUAAGAUUGUGGAGGUAAAAGGCUUUAAGGGGACAUUGCAUGAACUGUGCUUGCUAGGCCGCUUGAUUAUCUAUGGCAAGGUCUUGCAACACAUGUAUGUUACUGUUUCAAAGGAAGAGGAUGGUAGUGGUGGAAAUGAGAACUUAUACCGAGCAAGAGCUAAUGGGAUGCUGGCAUUCCCAAGAGCCUCCUCAACUCUGCAAAUAUCAAUCAAUUAAAUCACAAUAAGUACUACGGACAACAUUACAUAACUUCUGACAUGGCUUAUUAUGAUUUGUGCAUAUAAAAGUGGUGUUAGCUAGUGACAAA
Messenger RNA from Quercus robur (English oak), 640 nucleotides. Its product is annotated as F-box protein At3g62230-like. The transcript is spliced from 2 exons. The coding region runs from base 121 to 549 and encodes 142 amino acids. The record is from RefSeq and is a predicted model, not a curated record. NCBI's taxonomy places the organism in Eukaryota, Viridiplantae, Streptophyta, Magnoliopsida, Fagales, Fagaceae.